CUAAAUAUUCUCACUUUUCUGUGCCUGUAAACAAUGGCAUUUAAUGACAUACCCAUCGACAUUUUAAAAAGGAAAAUAGAUGAAGUUAUGCGCUUUCUAUCCAUAUCAUUAAGUAUAUCAAAUGCGCACACGGUGGACUUCUACACACGUGAUGUUUGGAGCGCGUUCAUGCGCGUGAGUCCAGAGGAAGUGUUGCACGCGCUCAGUUCAUCACAAGACCGCACGGAGGCGAUAGAAGAGAAACAAAACGCCACCUUUGGUUUCUGCAAUGCCUCAAGUAAGUUGGUGGACGUAUCAGCCCUGCUGAGGGCAGCAAAAUCCCAUUGUUUACCAGGUCUAGGGGUCUGUACGCAGAUGGAAGAUCUGAUGCAGAAUCUGAGAUUGAUGACUGGAGGCACUAUAGCAGGAGAGACAUCAAACGGAGUUAUUGCACCGGAUGAGUUUAUGAACUGCAAGAAGGCCCAUGAGGUGCGGGCAAUGUCUGAGGUUGUGGCUUUUUUGGCCAAAUGCUGCAGAGUCAAACAGGUGAUAGACGUGGGUUCAGGGAAAGGUUACCUGUGCUCCUUUCUUUCCAUGCGGUUUAACCUGCAGGUGUUCGGGAUCGACUCUUCCAGCACCAACACGCAUGGAGCUCAGGAGAGGAACAGGAAACUGAAGAAGUUCUCCAAAGCCUAUCAGAAACCGAACAGCGGCGCUAGGCGGCUGCCUUCAGACAGUGAGGAUGAGAGGAAACAACAAAGCAGAAACUUUGAAUACACUGAUGGCUACAAAAACUCUGUUACUAAGGAAAGGGAAAGCUUCGAGGCUUCCGUGGAAACCAGUGCUUUAUCAAAACAAAUCACCAAUGAUUUAUCCCCUUCAGAUAAUGCAGCAGAUUGUUCAUUAGGCCCAAAUGAUUCAGACUCAGGAAGCAGCUUCCUCAGUAUGCUGUCUCUGGACGUCAUAGAGGACGUCUCUCCGCGUGUCCACCCCAGCCAGCUGAGUCUGGAGGAAAGGGAGAAGAGGAAGAGAGAGAAUCUGGAGAGGAAAGCUCGAGAAGGGAGGGGGAACAGCAGGGACGACAGCCUGUUUUCCCCUCUGACCUCAUAUGUCACUGCAGAAACUGAGCUCAAGACGCUGAUCACAGAGCUGGAGGAUGCAGUUCUGGUCGGUCUGCAUACGUGUGGAGAUUUGGCCUCCAGCACUCUGAGGAUGUUCAGAGCCAAACAGGAGCUGCGCGCCGUUUGCAGUGUGGGCUGCUGCUACCACCUGCUCUCUGAAGAGUUUGAUCAGGACAGACGGGGGUGUGUGCACACUGCGUUCGGUUUCCCUAUGAGUCAGUAUCUGAAGGCUCAGGCGUGUUUCUGUGGUCGAAACGCCAGGAUGUCAGCUUGUCUCGCUCUGGAGAGAGUGUCUGCUGGAGGAGGGCUGCCUAUGGAGUCACUUUUUUAUCGGGCAGUUCUUCAUGUUAUUUUACGGGAUCACUACGAUUGCUUUAAAAGUGAGAAACGUGUUGGGAACGUGUACUCCAAAUCUUCAUCGUUUGUGGACUAUGUCAGACGAGCACUUAGAAAGCUGGACCUGGAUGACACCAAACUAUCUGACGGUGACAUUCAGAGCUAUCAUGAACACUACACUCCCAGAAUGAAUGAGAUGGUGGCUUUUAACAUGUUAAAAGUCAUUUUGGCUCCGUGUAUAGAAGGUCUCAUCCUCCUCGACCGGCUUUGCUACUUGAAAGAGCAGGACAACGUGUCUCAUGCUGCGCUGGUCCAGCUCUUCGACCCUCUCCAGUCCCCUAGAUGUUAUGCUGUUGUUGGUAUAAAGGAAUCUACAGUUUGAAGACCAAAACCAUAGCCCUGCUGCUUAUUGUAAUUUAUUGAUUUAUUUUUUCAGAUUAUAAUUUAGUUUUUAAAGUCCAAUUCCAAUUUCUCGAAAUGCUUUUUUUAUGUAUGUAAUUAUAUUUUUCAGAAAAAUGAUGUAAAGCAUAAAUGAAAAGCAGUUGUUCAUUCCAGCUGCUCCAAAAGACCUGGCAGUAUUAGUCUCCAGAUCGGUUCAGUUAUGAUGCAUAACGGUUCGGUCUGCAGCUUAAAGCGGAAAGCUAUAGUGAUCAAUGUGAUGCAGAGCGUUGCUUUUAGUGUUCAUUAGUCUGACUGGUUUAUAAAUCAGCCUUAGCCUUACUGAGCCACACGAGGACAUCAGUCACACUUGAGACGUCUUGUGCUUCCACUUAUUUAACACACCAUUAAUAUUAAUCAGACAUUGAGCUCUUCAUUAUUUUCAGGCCAUUCCCCACAGACCAUUUUUCUCCUGUCUUAUGUUUUAGUUAAUAUUCAUAAAUGAAACACCUCGAGGUAACUUUUGUCUUAACUUGAUUGAUUCUUCAGCGUAUUUUUCCUUGAUUAAAACCCCUUUAAGAACUCAAAGCA
Puntigrus tetrazona (Sumatra barb) is the source of this 2405-nucleotide messenger RNA. RefSeq names its product methyltransferase like 25 (gene mettl25). The coding region runs from base 34 to 1818 and encodes 594 amino acids. The transcript is spliced from 12 exons. NCBI's taxonomy places the organism in Eukaryota, Metazoa, Chordata, Actinopteri, Cypriniformes, Cyprinidae. The record is from RefSeq and is a predicted model, not a curated record.